AGGCAAUGCUCUUCAGGAAGAAGGGAGGUCACUCAGAGACUAGCUCCCCGGAUGAGCACUAGCCUAUGCGCCAUCUGUAAUAGGAGCACGAUCAGCUGUAUGCUUACACAGUUCAGAUUGUAGUUGUCACUGACAGGGGUCUGGUCAGAUUUUGAUUAAGAAUCAUGAUGAAAAUACUUCACAAAUUACUUUUGCUGUUGUUGCUGGCUUUCCCGGCAACGAUUCUUAUGAAAGGUCCUUUAGUGGCAGCACAAGAUGCAACUGAGGAUGAGGAGGCAGCAGAUGAGGUUACUGCAGAAGAUGAAGAUGAUGAGGCUGAAGUUGAGGAUGAUGAGAACACUGAGUUGACGGAGGAGAAAGAAGAGGAAGAGGAGGAAGCCUCGUCAGGGGAUGUGAAGGCUUCCCCCCACGCUGACACCACUAUCCUUUUUGUCAAGGGAGAUGACUUUCCCGCCAACGACAUCGUCAAGUUCUUGGUGGGCUUCAGCAACAAGGGCAGCGAGGAGUUUGUGGUGGAGUCCCUGGACGCCUCUUUCCGCUACCCCCAGGACUUCCAGUUCUACAUCCAGAACUUCACGGCCCUCCAGCUGGGUACCGUGGUGCCGCCCCAGCGCCAGGCCACCUUCGAGUACUCCUUCAUCCCCGCCGAGCCCAUGGGCGGGCGCCCCUUUGGCCUGGUCAUCAACCUCAACUACAAGGACAACAGCGGCAAUGUGUUCCAGGACGCUGUGUUCAACCAGACCGUGACCAUCAUCGAAAGAGAGGAUGGCCUGGAUGGUGAAACGAUCUUCCUGUAUGUUUUCCUGUCUGGUCUGGGUCUGUUGGUGGUGGUUGGGCUGCACCAACUGCUAGAGUCUAGGAAGAGAAGGAGACCUGCCCCUAAAGUGGAGAUGGGAACAACCAGCCACAACGACGUGGACAUGAGCUGGAUCCCCCAGGAAACCCUCAACCAGAUCAUGCUGAGCAGACGAGACAAAGCCUCCCCAAAACGGUCACCCCGCAAGAGAGCCCAGAAAAGGUCUGCCGGCUCGGACGAGUGACGGCCGCGCCAUGCCGCCACGAGGCACCGGAACCUGGCCAUACAAUUCAGCAUGCCAGCGAGGGGGAGGGGUCACACAGCCAGACACGCCCUUUAAGUACCACAAGCUCCACCCCUCUGGGAGGUAGCCAACACUACCAUAAUGGCAAAACUAUAAGAAAAAAAAAACCAACCCAUUGUAUUGUAACAAUUUGUUUUUCUUACCCAAAUAUCCAUUUCACUUUAGAAAAUUGAAACCUGAAAAUGCUUCCGUUGUGAAUUGUGUUCAUAUUUUUUUAAUUUUGUAGAUUCUGGUUGGUCCAGGGGGAGGGGUUUACAGAAAGCUGGUGCACUGUAUAAUAUAAUGAGCAGGAGGGGUGAAGCUCAGGGGUUUUUUUUUUUUUUGUUUAGUUUUGUUUUUUUUUUUGCCUCUGUCUGCAGUUGCCUUUUUCUUUGGGGAAGGUCAUUGGGAAAGCUUGGCCUGAGAUAACUGAGAUUUUUAUUUUUCUGUAAAGGUAGCAUUUCGCAGAAAGCCCAGGAGCUUAGUUUAUUUUCCUGCUUUUUUUUUGCACUGGUUAUUGGCUGCACAAAUGUUGGGGUAACGCGCGGGUGCUGCGUUUGUCGUCUGGAAACGCAGAAAUGGAUGGAGUUCCCUGCUCGAAAUGCACUGAACCAGUUAAAUGAUUUUGUGCUAUGCUCUUGUGAUGCUUCAUUAAUUUGUGAAUGAGUGUGAUUGUCUUGAGUGUGUCCUGUUCUCUGAUUGACAAUGGAGGCUUUCAGUCCUUUUCAGAUGUCUUACUCCUUGGCGGGAGUUCACUGUAAGUGUUCGGUCGGAAUAUGUUCCCCAGAAGAAAAGGACCAGUGUGACUUCAGGAGAGUCGUUUAAAAUAAAUAAAUACAAAUAAUUUUAAAAAAUGAUUCUUUUUGCUGCAAACCUCGGAACGCACUGUAAAAUGGGCUGAAAAUUGUUCCGAAUUUGCCGAGGGACAAAGGCCAAAUGUAAAAGUAGACUUUUGUGCACUCAGUCUGCGUAGAUUUAUGAUUUAUGUGCUGUGUAUCUUGUAAUUUGCGAGCCCUAUUUGGUGGUGGAAAUGUUCCCGAGGCGCUGGUAUGAUUUAAAUGCAGACACUACUGAGUGAAGUGGCCUAGAACUAUGAACAUUAAAACUUAAGACUUAAAGGAGUGUAAUACCAUGGUUUCUUAGCGCUGUUGUGUGAAUGACCUACAGUCGGGUGCAAACCCUGACCAGUAAGUGAAUCCCAAUUUGCAUGAAUUUGCUUUUAUGUUGGUGUCAUUUCAUAAAGCUGAACAUUAUGGUCAUUGGACUGUAUUCAUGCAGAUUCUUUACUAAGCAGUUACAAGUUGUGAUUUAAGCCAAUUAUUUAUUAAUUGCCAUUUUUUUCAGAUUUAGCAAUAGCUGUUUUUAAUAGAACUAAUCUUAGAUUCCAGAGAACAUUUAUUCAUCAUGGGCCUGAAUCUCCACCCAGUUCAGUUUUAAAAAAAAUUCAUAUUAUGGUAUAGACUACUAAAUACAGUUACAUCAUUUUUCAUUACUCCAAUUUCCCCAAAAUUAUAAUGAUGUUUUGCAGUCAUUUUGAAUCUAGAUUUUGUUUUCCUGGAUAUUGUACAGUCUGAUUAAAACUUUUGUAUGUCUGUUGGCAGGGAUGUAUUGGUUUGAUUCAGAAAAUUGAAAAUAAAGAUUUAACUUUUCUCA
Messenger RNA from Anguilla rostrata (American eel), 2732 nucleotides. RefSeq names its product translocon-associated protein subunit alpha-like. The coding region runs from base 165 to 1040 and encodes 291 amino acids. The transcript is spliced from 9 exons. NCBI's taxonomy places the organism in Eukaryota, Metazoa, Chordata, Actinopteri, Anguilliformes, Anguillidae. The record is from RefSeq and is a predicted model, not a curated record. Gene Ontology annotation, cellular component: endoplasmic reticulum membrane; endoplasmic reticulum.